This is a messenger RNA of Trichomonas vaginalis G3, 538 nucleotides long. RefSeq names its product integrase core domain containing protein family. Gene Ontology annotation, biological process: DNA integration. The transcript has a single exon. The record is from RefSeq and is a predicted model, not a curated record. Gene Ontology annotation, molecular function: nucleic acid binding. NCBI's taxonomy places the organism in Eukaryota, Parabasalia, Trichomonadida, Trichomonadidae. The annotation marks the transcript as partial.
AUGAGCUUGAAAGAAGUAUUCGAACAACAUCCAUGGAGGUCAUUUAAGAAGUUCAAUGAAGCUGCAAAGAGUUGGGGAUUUACUAACAGAGCUGAAGUGAAAAGGUUCUUUGACAAAAAUGUUGUACAUCAAACAAAAAUAAACCCUUACGACUACUUUUUACCAAUUUACUCCAACACUCCUGACGCAUACCAAUUUGACACUCUCAUUCAAAGCAGAAAAGGAGGACAUAAACCAUUCCUCAUCUUCAUUAAUGUUAACACUUGUAAAGCAUAUGCAUAUCCAAUGAAAAAUAAAGGAACUCGUGAAGUGUUAAGAGUUUUACAAAAGUUUGUAGCAGAACAUAGCCCAAGUACUUUAACAUCAGACCAAGACAGUGCAUACCUCAGCAAUGAAAUCACAGAUUUUCUCAUUAAGCAUAACAUAACUCACUACACUACUGAAGACCAUAACCAUAACAUACUCGGCAUCAUAAACCGCUUCAUAAGAACGCUCAGAGAUUUAAACCAAGAGCGAGACUUUACCGAAGAAACAAUGA